Kazachstania africana CBS 2517 is the source of this 1329-nucleotide messenger RNA. It is a transcript of the gene STP2, whose product is annotated as Stp2p. The coding region runs from base 1 to 1329 and encodes 442 amino acids. The record is from RefSeq and is a predicted model, not a curated record. Gene Ontology annotation, biological process: regulation of transcription by RNA polymerase II. Gene Ontology annotation, molecular function: RNA polymerase II cis-regulatory region sequence-specific DNA binding; DNA-binding transcription factor activity, RNA polymerase II-specific. Gene Ontology annotation, cellular component: nucleus. The transcript has a single exon. NCBI's taxonomy places the organism in Eukaryota, Fungi, Ascomycota, Saccharomycetes, Saccharomycetales, Saccharomycetaceae.
AUGGAGGGUGAUAAUACGAAAAUUGACGACUUAUCGGCAGCUGUACAUGAAAAUUCAAGAAAUGGUGUAAUUGUAAUGCCCUCAAAUUCUCAUGCCAAUGCGAAUUUAGCAGAUAAAGUAAUUACAGAUAGCAGAAGUCUUGAACAAGAAUACAGGCCACUUUCUAGAAGGCCCGUGUCCCUAUUUAUACGGCGUUCCAGUGCGAUUCCAUCGCCCGCAGGUAAAGAAGAGGUAUUUAGUCCUUACAUGGAAAUAAAUGGCCCGCCUGGGCCUUCAGGUCAACUUCUCUCACCCAUUACUCCAGAGAGCAUUGCUUCACCAAAGGACUUUACACCUGAGAAUAAGAAAAAUGACGAAGAGGCGUUUAUCUGUCAUUAUUGUGAUGCUAAAUUCAAGAUAAGAGGAUACUUAACGAGACACAUCCGAAAACAUGCGAUUGAAAAGGCCUUUAAAUGCCCGUAUUUUAAUGCUACUCUACCAAAGACCCUGAGAUGUCAUUCUACGGGAGGAUUCUCUCGCCGGGAUACUUUCAAGAUUCAUCUAAAGUCGCGGCAUUUCAUAUUCCCCAACGACGUAAAGGUUCCUAAUAAAACACAUUCAGGAGGAAAUUGUAAACAUUGUCAGGGAAGUUUUAGUGACAUUGAAACUUGGAUUAAUGAUCAUGUUGGUUUGCGUCGAUGUAGAGCGAUACAGAAAGAAGUAUCGGAUGAUAUUAUGAAGGACAAGAAAAAAGUGGGUAAUAAAUUGAAAAUGAUUAAGACGUCAAAUGGUAAGUCUAGAUUCAUUUCUACACUGGAUAGUAUAGUCGAGCCAAAAGUAUUGUUGAAUGAGGAUGCCAUUGAGGCAAUGGCAAUUGUGGCAAAUAAUACCAAUCGUUCGGAUGUUCUUUUAAAGGAUGAACACGAUAAAUUAGUGUUGAAUUCUGCUAAUUUUGAAGGUUAUAAGAAGCCCAAGAGAAAAUAUCAAACUAAGAAACGUAGAUUGAAAGAAGAAAAGGAGGUGGAGCAUACGCAAAAUAGUAAGAUUUCGACAUCUAUGCAAUUUAAUGCGGCAGCAUCUUCUGAUUUUAUUACACCAACUUCAAAUACCCCAAUGUCGUCAUUUUCUAGCCAAGAGAACGUUAUCCCGUUGGAUUGUGAGCAAGCAUCAUCUCACUAUGACAUCCUGCAGGAAGCGUGUGCGACCGCCACGCCCGUUGAACCCAUAGAGAUAUCAAUAAAUGCUACUUUGGAAAGACAGAUGAUACCUGCGAAAUUAGGUGAGAGACAUUUAAACGAGGUGAAACAAUAUCUAAACUUUUAUAAUUAUUCAUUUGAUUGUAGUGUAUAA